This is a messenger RNA of Akanthomyces muscarius, 948 nucleotides long. RefSeq lists its product as uncharacterized. Gene Ontology annotation, molecular function: oxidoreductase activity, acting on NAD(P)H as acceptor. Bases 1 to 948 code for a protein of 315 amino acids. The record is from RefSeq and is a predicted model, not a curated record. The transcript has 3 exons. NCBI's taxonomy places the organism in Eukaryota, Fungi, Ascomycota, Sordariomycetes, Hypocreales, Cordycipitaceae.
AUGAAUUCCAUCAGUGCAACAUUCACACCGGACGCCUCGGGCCAGGGGCCCAAGCAAACCUCGACGCUCCCGCAGCUCAAGCUGAAUGAUGGCACCACCAUCCCCAUGCUGGGAUACGGACUCGGCACAGCCAACUUUAAAUCUGCGGAUGCCAAAGGCAAAUUCGACCAGACCGUAGUGAAGCACACCAAGGAGGCCAUUGCCAACGGGUUUCGCCACCUAGACGGCGCCGAGGUCUACGGCAAUGAAGAGGAGCUGGGCGCUGCUAUCAAGGAUGGCGGUGUGCCCCGCGAGCAGCUCUACAUCACCACCAAGCUCCCCGCCGUGGAGAAGACCAACACGCAGGAGCACUUUGACGCCUCUCUCAAGAAGCUGGGCGUCGACCGCGUCGACCUGUACCUGCUGCACGGCCCCUGGUUCGCCGACGGGUCCGAGGCGGCGCUGCAGGAGAAAUGGGCCGAGAUGGAGGCCAUCCAGGCCUCAGGCCGGGCCACGACCAUUGGCGUGUCCAACUUUCUGCAGAAGGACCUCGAGCCCAUCCUCAAGACGGCCAAGGUCGUGCCGGCCAUCAACCAGAUCGAGUUCCACCCCUACCUGCAGCACGGCGACCUGCUCGACUUCCACCGCAAGCACGGCAUCGCGGUCGCGGCCUACGGCCCGCUGACGCCCAUUGUGCGCGCCGCGGGCGGCCCUGUGGACGACAAGUGGGCGGCGCUCGCGAACAAGUACGGCGUCAGCGAGGCCGAGGUCGGCCUGCGCUGGUGCGUCGACCAGGGCAUCGUGACGCUGACGACGACGAGCAACCCCGACAGGAUGCACCGCGUCGUGUCGCUGGUGCCCAAGUUCAAGCUCACGCCCAAGGAGGUGCAGGACAUUGCGGAGCUGGGCAGGCAGAAGCACUUUCGCGGCUUCUGGCGUAACAAAUUUGCCGAGGAUGACAGAAGCUAA